Molecule: messenger RNA, 630 nt
Organism: Amoebophrya sp. A25
Lineage: Eukaryota; Dinophyceae; Syndiniales; Amoebophryaceae
Source: the annotation of a GenBank genome assembly
GGCAUCGCCAUAAUUUAAAGUUGCACAAUGAUGUGGCGCAGCAGUACGUCCACAACGAUGUGGAGGCGCGGUGGAAACCACACCAGGUUUACAGCUUCUACUGCAGUCUCAUGGCGAUCAGAAAGAACAAGACCGUGGCGACCGCUUCACCACCCACCUCUGUAUUCUCAACAAGAGUCUCGACAUUUCACAACAACAACAACAACGACUUCAAAGAGUGCAAGUGCACGAGGUGGGAAACAAGAGGAGACGGAGAUAAUAGUAGAAUUGUUCAUUUUUUCAGAACGACUGAAGGGGACGCGGUCACACCAUGCAGACUAUUUUUCCGAAGUGCAGGCGGCAGGAAAGAGUACAAUUACGAUGGCUAUCGUACUCUAAAACGUGAUCAAGCAUGAGCGUUACUACGCAUGGGCACACUAGUUUGCCUCUUCUUUAUCUUUUUGAUUUGCAUGUUGAUUUUGAUUUCUAACUCUAACUCUAACUCUAAGUCCAACUUUGUUUCUUAAAGAUAAAAAUUAAGAUUCAUUGUCUCUGACAAUGACAUGGGCCAGGUAUACUGAUGUUACUGUCUCUUUCAUUCUGCAAACAUCUCCGACUGCUGAAGAUGCUAGAGAAAUAUCUUUUGAGGAC